UUUUUGUCAAAUAUAAUUAUUUAUUUCUUUAGAUUCUUUUGUCGAGUUCAGAUAAAUACUGGUAAGUGAAUAAUUUUAUUUUAUAUUUUAAUAAUUAUGAAUAACACAAACAUUUAAUUUUUCUUCUCUGAAUAUACCGCAAUAUAAUAUUAAAUAGUUCAAUCGCACUGCUAGCGACAUCUAUUGUCUGUCGAUAUGUACUAUUCAUUUUGCGCCUAGACACGCCAGAUGGCGUCGUUCUACUCAUUGCAUUACUGCACCUGUGAAAUGUGAAUGCAUUGAAAGUCUGCGUUAUUGCUUAUUUUAUUUAUUGCACAUCAAGUAUCAAUAUCAAACAUAAAUAUUUUAGUAAAAUAUUGCUUUCAUUUAUCAUCAAUUUGGCUAUAAAUCUUUGAUUAUUGGGAAGAGGAAAAACACUACAAACAAAUAAUUUUAUCGUUCUUUUUAGUUAACACAAUACACUGCGAUACAUAAAUAUUGAUAUUAGAUAUUAUUUUUCAAUAAAUACUUUCUAUGCACCCAUCAGAUCAUUAUAAAUAACUUAUGAAUGAGUGUACAUAAAAUUUUAAAAUUUUAACUCGUUACUUAUUUGUUCGAAUUUUGAUACAUUGUAAUCCACUUCAUCCAGAAGAACUAUGGAAUCCCUAUAUAAAAAAGUCAUGACCGGAUGAAGUGAAGCCAAGAAUGCGUCAAUGUGAUUGGCUCAUGUAGUGCGCAUGCGUCAAAAGUAUCGUUAGAAUUUUUUGAUUUGUUUUUGAUUUCUAAAAUUGAUUCUAAUAUUAAAAAUGUAAUAUAAUACUAUAAUACAUAUCAAAUUAUAAUGUGUAUUUAUAAUAUUCUAGAGACAUUCUACUCUCGAGAUUAUUCUAUUCUCGAGACAUAACCUUAAAAUUUUAAAAGGAAGUUGGCGACGAAACCGCGGCAAUUUUGAAAUUUAUAUGAGCGCGAAAUGAAUCAUAUAUUGUAAAGUUUGAUAUAUUUCCGUGAUAGAAAACAAAUAUUAAAAAUAUCAAUCAAGUAUUUAUAUUCCAUUUAAUAAGUUAAUGAAAUUAUAGUCUACUACAGUGCGCGCAGCGCACUGCGCCAAGUCUAGUAAAUAUAAAAAUGCUAUGUCUGAAGACUUUUCGCGCGCACAUUGCAUUAAUAUUAGCCACGAACUUGCUUAUGCUCAUAAUAAUCCUUUAUUAUGUAAUGAAGGUCGAAGUUUAUCUGAUUUCCCAUCUAUGGAGCAAACAAUUAUAGAUAUGAAUAUAUUGCCCGAAACAAGCAACGUUCCGUUAGAGCAAAUGUCAGAAAUUGGUCAACGACAAUAUAGACAAUUAAAUGAACAACAAAAACAGAUAGUUGAUACUAUUUUACAAGCUGCUGAAAUUGAUCAUUACAGUAAUAAUAAUUGCAUAUACAUUAAUGGCCCAAGAGGAUCUGGUAUUGCUGCGACUUUACUUCCAAAUGGUAGGACAGUACAUUUGGUUACAAAACAUUUGGUUUAUCAGUUCCGUUAUACACAGAUUCAUUGUCAAGUAUUAAAAUGCAGUCCAAAGAAGCUCUUUUUUUAAAAGAAACAAAAGUUUUUAUUUGGGAUGAAGCCCCUAUGGCUCCCAAAUAUGCCUUAGAAACAGUCAAUAGAACAUUACAAUCUAUCAUGAACAAUGAUUUACCUUUUGGUGGAAAAAUAAUUAUUUUGGGUGGUGAUUUUAGACAACUCAUUCCUAUUAAAGUUAGAGGAACAAGAAGUGAAACGCUAAGUCUUUCUAUUAAAUAUAGCGACUUAUGGAAUCAUUUCACAAAAUAUAAUAUUUCUACUAAUAUGAGACGUUGAUGCAAUUAAUAAAAAAGUAACUAAUCUUCUGGACAUCAAUUCAGAACACGUAUAUACUGGCAUUGAUAGUACUGAGAACUGCAAUAACGGAGAAUUAGAUGAAAUUAUUUUACCGGAAUAUUUAAAUACCUUAAAUCCAUCCAGUUUACCUCCAUAUAAAUUACGCCUCCGAAAAAAUUGCAUCGUGAUGCUCAUCAGAAAUAUAAGUAUUAAUGAAGGAUUGUGCAAUGGUACUCGAUUGCGAGUAAUAGAUUUUUCGAAUCAUUUACUGAAAUGCAAAAUUCUAACAGGCGAUAAAUCUAACAACAUUGUAUUUUUGAAUCGAAUCACAUUAUACUGUGAAAAUGAAUAUCCUUUCUCUUUUAAAACAAGACAAUUUCCAAUAAAGUUAGCUUUUGCAAUGACAAUUAAUAAAUCACAAGGCCAAACAUUUCAAAGAAAUGUCAUCGACCUUCGUAGAGAUGUUUUUAAUAAUGGUCAAUUAUAUGUAGCAAUGUCUAGAGUGCGAUCAUGGGACUCACUUAAAAUUUACUUAGGUGAUCAUCGUAGAGAAAACUUACAAGAACUUUGUUUAUAAAGAAUUAUAUUUGUAAAAUAUAAUUUCUG
Messenger RNA from Nasonia vitripennis (jewel wasp), 2425 nucleotides. RefSeq lists its product as uncharacterized. The transcript has 2 exons. Bases 1110 to 1556 code for a protein of 148 amino acids. Lineage: Eukaryota; Metazoa; Arthropoda; Insecta; Hymenoptera; Pteromalidae. The record is from RefSeq and is a predicted model, not a curated record.